AUGGCUCCUCCUUCUUCUCCCUUCCCAACCAAGAAAUGCGGCGUCCUAGGCUGCACUGGCUCCGUCGGUCAGCGGUUCAUCCUCCUGCUGGCGCAACACCCACACUUCGUGCUGCACGCCGUCGGCGCCUCGUCGCGUUCGGCCGGCAAGAGGUACAAGGAUGCCGUGAGGUGGAAGCAGGCGUCGCCGAUGGGACGGCAGGUCGAGGAGCUGAUCGUGAAGGAGUGUAAGGCGAGCGAGUUUGCGGACUGUGAUGUGGUGUUUAGUGGCCUGGAUGCGGACGUGGCGGGGGAUAUUGAAAUGGAAUUCCUUAAAGCCGAGCUCGCCGUCUUCUCCAACGCAAAGAACUACCGCCGCGACCCUCUCGUCCCCCUCGUCGUGCCCACCGUCAACCUCCCCCACUUCGAUGUCAUCCCCCACCAGCGCGCACACUACGGGCUCAAGAAGGGCUUCCUGGUCUGCAACUCCAACUGCGCCGUCAUUGGCAUUGUGAUCCCGUUUGCCGCCAUACAAAAAGAAUUCGGGCCCGUAGAUCAAGUCAGCGUCGUCACCAUGCAGGCCGUCUCCGGCGCCGGAUACCCCGGUGUGAGCAGCAUGGACAUCCUGGAUAAUGUAGUUCCCUUCAUAUCAGGGGAAGAGGACAAGCUGGAGACGGAGGCGCAGAAGAUCCUGGGGAGGGUGAAUGCAGAGGUUACGGGGUUCAACGAUCAGUCGGACCUCAAGAUCUCCGCGGCGUGCAACAGAGUCGCUGUGCUCGACGGCCACAUGGCGUGUGUGUCCCUGCGGUUCAAGAAUCGAGACGCGCCCAGACCGACGGCGGAGCAGGUCAAGAAGGCGCUGAGCGGGUAUGUGAGCGAGGCGACGACGCUGGGCUGUCCGUCCGCGCCUGAGCCGGCGAUAGCGGUCAUGGAGGAGCCGGAUAGGCCGCAGCCGCGCCUGGAUCGCAAUACGCAGAAUGGCUAUACGGUUAGCGUGGGGAGGGUCAGGGAGGAUGAUAGCGGGAUCUUUGAUCUGAAGUUUGUGGCGUUGAGUCACAACACGGUUAUUGGUGCUGCGGGGUCGUCGAUAUUGAAUGCUGAAGCUGCAGUGCUGAAGGGUUACAUAUGA
This is a messenger RNA of Drepanopeziza brunnea f. sp. 'multigermtubi' MB_m1, 1107 nucleotides long. RefSeq lists its product as uncharacterized. Gene Ontology annotation, molecular function: NADP binding; aspartate-semialdehyde dehydrogenase (NADP+) activity; protein dimerization activity. The record is from RefSeq and is a predicted model, not a curated record. Gene Ontology annotation, biological process: L-threonine biosynthetic process. Lineage: Eukaryota; Fungi; Ascomycota; Leotiomycetes; Helotiales; Drepanopezizaceae.